Hordeum vulgare subsp. vulgare (domesticated barley) is the source of this 3178-nucleotide messenger RNA. Its product is annotated as F-box/FBD/LRR-repeat protein At1g16930-like. The transcript has 4 exons. The record is from RefSeq and is a predicted model, not a curated record. The coding region runs from base 1069 to 2532 and encodes 487 amino acids. NCBI's taxonomy places the organism in Eukaryota, Viridiplantae, Streptophyta, Magnoliopsida, Poales, Poaceae. Gene Ontology annotation, molecular function: protein binding.
ACGAAUUUAUGAUUUGGCUUCGGCAGAUGUUUAGGGUCGGCAUCGUUUUGUGGUGUAGGGGCGGUGCCUCGUUCAACAAUGUCUCCCCGGCGUCAGUCCCAUCUUGACGACGAUGUCGAGAAGCUAGUGGGAGUAGUGUGGUUUUUGAGAAUUUCUUUUUUGUGUGGAGAUCUCUGGAUUGUCAAGGAGCUUCAUCGAAGGUUAUUCCUUCUUCUUUGUCUUCUGCAUGGAUGUGGUCUUCUAGACCCGUUCGACGACUUACCAUUUGUAACCAAUAAUGUCAGGCUGGCUCAGGGUGGAGCGGCAGCGGUGGGGCGCCGUCGACGCAGUCUGGAGGUUGAAAACGAACGGCAUCUCAAGAAUUUCGUUGUAAUUUUCGUUUUUGUUGGGGUGCUUUAUACCGUUCGAUGGGUGUUUCUUUGAAUGCCAGGAAAAGACAUGGGAAAAGAAAGGAUUAAAUUUCCGGUGUAUAUGAAAAAAAAAAUACCCGGCUGUAGUGGGUUGGCCUGCAAUUUGCGGUACAUGUACAGGCCCGGCGCAGUUCUUCCUUCCUUGAUUCUCCCCGUUAAACAGAUCUAGGGCAUGUGAGAGAGGGAGGGAUACUUUCUCCGGGGUUAAUCGGAGGCGACGGAUGGGCCGCCGCCGGCCGGGCGCCGACGCAGCCGAGACCCCUCGUCGCGCCUCGGCCAUGCUCUCAUCCAAAGGCGCCGCGUGGUGCCGCAUCAUCGUCGUAUGCAACGGAGAGCCGCCACGCUGAUUCGUCCUCGGCGGCUCGUCUUUCUGCAUCAUCGCGUCCUGUGAGGUUUCCGAGGAGGCGGGGAAACAGAAAUCAGUUUCCUCGACCUGCAAACGGAAAUCCCCCUGAAGGCUGAAGGCUUCGGUACGAGUCUCUCUCGUUUUCGUUCUCCGGGUUGCAGCCGGAAGCGGAGAUCGAUCAGUUAUAUUAUAUAUAUGCCCGAGCGGUCACCACCGAACCCAUAAGAUUCAUCAGUGGAGACCAGCUACGACGCCGACCGCCCCACUCCCGCUGGCUACUUUUCUCUGUCCUCUUCUUCGCUAAUCUGCACAAUGGUGAAUGACAGUUGUCCGAAGCAGGAAGACAAUCGAGAUGACAGGCUCAGCAACUUGCCUGAACAUAUUUUGCUUACCAUCAUUGAUCGACUUGAUAUCCGCGAGGCUGCGAGAACCAGUGUCCUUUCUGGACGGUGGCGGCACCUCCCUUCUAUGCUCUCUCAACUUGUGAUAAGCGUUUGGGACUAUCUAGAUGCGUCGAAAUGCGAUAAUGAUGGAAUUGUUCGGGGCAACGAAGCUGUGGUUAAAGCGACAAAGAGCAUCCUGGCACGCAGAGAUUUAAGCCGAAAUACCAUCCAGUUUCUGUGCAUGACGUUCUUCUUGAGAGAAGAUGAUCCAACAUCCAUCGGGCAUGCUGUUGCUCACGUCAUGGCAACCCAGAAGGUUGAGAUAGCCGAGUUCUCAAUUUUGACGGAGAGACAUAAUAUGUAUUGCGACGAUGAUGAUCUGGUCAUCUACGGGCGACGAUUCAUGCUGUUCUUUGAUGCAUGCCCAAAUGCAUUUGGUGGUCUCACACGCCUUAACAUAGAGAAUUUGAGAUUUGGUGAAUCAGACAUCCCUAACGUCCUCAACACUUGCAAACGUUUGAAUCAUCUACGACUGUUCAAUUGUGACUCAGGAAGUUGGACCAUGCUGCAAGUUGAGCACGUGCAACUCAGUGAGCUUGCUAUUGUUAAUUGUUCUUUUGAAAGAGUUGAGCUCAACUCACUUCAGAAACUCACACGUAUCGUCUUUGAGGGUUGGAUCUCUUUCGAAGAUCCACUAUCUUUUGGUUAUGUCCCGUUGUUUGAUACUGUAAGCCUCACAAAUGUCAGUCUUAGUUGGCACAAGAUGAUCAAGUUAAGUAAGUUUCUUAGGCGUACUCCAUCUGUGACACGCUUGAAACUGGGAUUUAAUUCUGAAAAGCAGAUUUGGGUUCAACCAGAAUGUCUGACGGAAAGUCUGGCACAUGUGUUCCACCAAAUAAGUUUUGUGAAUCUAACUGAUAUGCCCGAGCGGUAUGAUCUCACCUGGACAUUGUUCAUACUUAAAGCUGCGCCAAACCUGAAGGAGCUGUACAUGAGUGUAUGGGAUCAUCUGUGUGAAAUGAAAACAGAUGCAGAGGAGAGGAAGUCACUCUCGUACAGCGAGAAUAAGGGUGCACAAUGGGAAUCAUCUGCAACUGCUUUCCAGCAUCAGAGUCUGAUCACGCUCGCCAUCUUUGGGUUCCAAGCUCGAGAUUACAUGAUGAACUACGUCAGGCGUGUCAUGGAAACAGCCGUCAAUCUAAAGGAUGUAUUCUUGUAUGAUCGGUUGACGUGUGAAAAGUGCCGCAGCAUCCCGUCGCGGUUUCCACCUAAGUGGAAGCAGGACUGUCUGGAGAAGUUUAUCACAAACGGGAUCAAAUCGUCUGCCACAAUGCAUUUCCAGACCUUCGGCUAUUUAAGGCCUGAUCAUGCUGAUAAGUUGUGGUUCCUGUAGUGUUUUUAGGUUAGUUUGUGUUGAAGUUCCAGGCUGGUUGAGCCGUUCGAGCGUUUGGCCAGCGUCUGGUUCGAGCGCUUGGCCAGCGUCUGGGUCGAGGAACUGCCAGCUGUGCUAUGAAGCUUGCGAAUCACGUCUAACCGGUCGACCAGUUUCACCCCUUUCUUCUUAAUGUAGGGGCCGAGGCAAUUAUCCCUACCGACGUCAAGUUUGACUUGCCACGGGUCACCAUAUACACCGAGGCCGACACCAAAGAAGCUAGAGAAGACGACGUCGACCUCCUCGAGGAGGCACGCGAGCUGGCGCUAUCCAGAACAUCGUGUAUGGGGCCGAGGCAAUUAUCCCUACCAGCAAGUCCUGCGCCGCUACCACAUCCAGCGAGUCAAGCCACUCUCAAUCCGAGAGGGCGAUCUGGUGAAAGUUGUCCGUCCCAUGGGAGGGCCCGACCCAUUCAUUAUCAGCAAGGCUCUGAGCAAUAACGUCUACUAUCUGAUUGAUGCUCCGAGACAGAGCGAUCGUGGAACGCAGAGCUCCUUCGUCCAUUUUACAACUGAACAAGUGUAUGUAUGUAUGUAUUUGCCCUACUUUCUAUCAAUGAACAGCCGGCACCCCAGAGUAGGAUUCGGGGACUGCCUUUCCCAUCCUA